This is a messenger RNA of Gracilinanus agilis (Agile Gracile Mouse Opossum), 2744 nucleotides long. It is a transcript of the gene KCNAB3, whose product is annotated as potassium voltage-gated channel subfamily A regulatory beta subunit 3. Gene Ontology annotation, molecular function: voltage-gated potassium channel activity; transmembrane transporter binding; potassium channel regulator activity. Gene Ontology annotation, cellular component: cytoplasm; voltage-gated potassium channel complex; membrane. The transcript is spliced from 14 exons. The record is from RefSeq and is a predicted model, not a curated record. Gene Ontology annotation, biological process: regulation of potassium ion transmembrane transport; potassium ion transport. Bases 417 to 1646 code for a protein of 409 amino acids. Lineage: Eukaryota; Metazoa; Chordata; Mammalia; Didelphimorphia; Didelphidae.
CCAACCCCCUGACUCCUCUAGCUCCUGUGCCAGUUCUCCGGCACCCCAAAACAAUUCCCACUUCUAGCACAUCCCCAUUUGUCCCCCCAAUCCCCGGAACCUGCUUCCACCAACCUAACUCCUGGGCCCCUCCUGUUUACACUCUACCCUCCAUGUUCCCCUCCCUGGGUUGGCUCCAGCCACCACUCCAUCUCUGGUCCUUCUGGUCUCCUCACCUCGUUCCCCAGGCUUCGCAGAACCCUGAAUCUAGAGGACCUUCACCUCCCCUGGUUUGUCCCCUCCUGGCCUGCCCUCAGCCGCGUCCUGUCAUACCUCCAUCCUCUCUUCUCCCAUUUCUUCCCUAGUCCUUUCUGCCCUCUUCUCAGAAUCACCCCCGAUUCCUCGAGGAUCCCAUUUUUCUUCCGUCCUGAGCCAGGAUGCAGGUGUCCAUCGCUUGCACUGAGCAAAACCUCCGCAGCAGGAGCAGUGAGGACCGUCUGUGUGGACCCCGACCUGUCCCUGGGGGCGGGAACGGCAGUGGAGUGACCAGCAGUUACGGGAACCCUUCAGGGGGAGGGGGACCCGGCUCCAAGGCCCGGGCUGUGCCAGUCGCGCGACCCCUGGGUCCCCCAGCUGUGACCCACUCUGGGCCCCUACGAGAGAGCACCGGCCGCGGCACCAGCAUGAAGUACAGAAACUUGGGAAAGUCUGGUCUUCGUGUAUCCUGUCUUGGACUUGGUACCUGGGUCACAUUUGGGUCUCAGAUCUCAGAUGAGACAGCAGAGAAUCUGAUGACUGUGGCAUAUGAACAUGGAGUGAAUCUGUUUGACACAGCUGAGGUGUAUGCAGCAGGAAAGGCAGAACGAACACUGGGCAAUAUCCUUAAGAGCAAGGGUUGGAGGCGAUCCAGCUAUAUCAUCACUACCAAAAUCUUUUGGGGAGGACAGGCAGAGACUGAGAGAGGCUUGAGCAGAAAACACAUCAUUGAGGGCUUGUGGGGCUCCCUGGAACGGCUUCAACUAGGAUACGUAGACAUAGUCUUCGCCAAUCGCUCGGACCCCAACAGUCCCAUGGAGGAGAUUGUCCGGGCCAUGACCUUUGUCAUUAACCAGGGGCUGGCACUGUACUGGGGGACAUCACGUUGGGGGGCUACAGAAAUCAUGGAGGCCUACUCAGUGGCCCGACAAUUCAACUUAAUUCCCCCUGCAUGUGAACAAGCCGAAUACCACCUGUUUCAGAGAGAUAAGAUGGAGACACAACUGCCUGAGCUCUACCACAAGAUAGGUGUUGGCUCAGUGACCUGGUCCCCUUUGGCCUGUGGUGUCAUCACUAGCAAGCAUGAAGGAAGAAUCCCAGAAACCUAUAGGGGGACCAUCAAGGGCUACCAGUGGCUCAAGGACAAAGUACAGAGUGAAGAUGGCAAGAAGCAACAGGUCAAGGUCAUGGACCUGCUCCCCAUUGCUCACCAAAUGGGUUGCACGGUGGCCCAGCUUUCUAUUGCCUGGUGUCUCCGCAGUGAGGCUGUCAGCUCCGUCCUGCUGGAGGUGUCCAACACCGAGCAACUGAUGGAAAACUUGGGAGCUCUGCAGGUGCUGGGCCAGCUAACACCCCAGAAGGUGCUGGAGAUCGACGGACUCCUGGGAAACAAACCCCACUCCAAAAAAUAGCGUCCCUCCCGCCAGGCGCAGGCGCAGGCGCCGCCGCCUUCACAGCCAGCACCGCGAUCCUCCACGGCCCGAGCCAGCGCCAGCAAUAGCGCCUACAACUGCAGCAGCAGCAGCCUCCUCCAGCUCUCCCGGCAGCCAGGCGGCCAGAACCCGAAAGAACGUUUCCCCACCUCAGGCGGGAGGCCCCCGUGACCCCGCCCUCUAAGGAGUCCCCGGAUGGCCCCGCCCACCAAGGAUUCCCGGCUACAUGCAUGAUCUUAUAAGCCAUAUCCUGCCAUAGCAUGGCUGGGGAAGGAAAGUAGUUCGCCACACCUUUUCCCACCGCCCAGUGUUCGGCCGUCUCUUCCCAGCGUAUAGCUUUUCCCGGGCAUGAGUUGGGGUUGGGGGGGAGGGUAUCUUUUCUCUUCUCUCCGCCCUGUUCUUUUCCCGCUUUGUUCUCCUGCCGUCUUCCUCCUCUCCCUCCAUAAAACUGCGCGGAGGUCUGAAAGAAUACACCCGUCAGAAAGAGAUUGCGUGACAUCAUCUGAGAGAGACAGGAAGAGUUAGGCCAGAGGUGCAAAAGGCAACAUAAACACAACCGAUUCCAGUUAAGGGAGAGGUGGACUUGACUACCAGGGCACCUGAGAUGCCUUCAGAAGAGAAACCAUGCUGAAAGAGUGGUGACCAUCAUUCUGAGACGGGCUGUUCAAAAUCAGCGUCAGGAUGACGUCAGAAGGCACCAAGAAAGCGAGCCCCUUCCCACCACACACAGAACUUCGACCACAUUGGGGAUGCCGAGGAUUCUCCCUUUCCUCAGAUGUAAAAUGAUGCACAGCAUACAUAAGGCAUUGGUGGGACUUAGUCAGGCCCAUGGACUUUACAGGUGGAGUUGUAUAAGAUACCAGAAAUGUUAGCACUUGACAGGAAGUUGAUAUCACGAUAUCACGUGGGUGGCCAGCUGGCAUGAUGAACAUGGCAUCCUUUAGCACCCAUGCUGGGGAGUGGAGCCCUCAUAGAAUGGCCCCCAGGUGAUGGGUUUUGAGAAAUGGAAAGUUAGCCCAGAGGAAAGCUGCCCUUUGCCCUUGGCAGUAAUCCUAAAGCAAUAAUAAUGGGCCUUCC